GUUUAGCUGCAGCUUAGUCUAGCAGAAUUGACAUUUGCAUAAAGGGAGAGUUUAAGAGACAUUUUGUCAAACUUUUAGUUGUGCAUUUUCAAAAUUUUGAAGUGCUUAAUUUAUAUAUACACAGUCUGCAGCAGUUGAAAUGCUUGUGAAAUCUACCCUUUUCCUGGCUCUGAUGCUCUUGGUUGAGCUCUGCAGCUUGCAAGUUAAAGCAGUUGUCAUUUCAGUGCAAGCUGAAAAUGAAGUUAUAAUACAGCCUAGUUCCAAUGUCGAAACCGUAAGCUCAUUGGCUGUUCUAUCGUGCUCCAUUCAACCAUCCAACGCGUCGUUUAGCAGUCGGUGGAUUACGCCUGGAGGGCAAAUUAUUACCGGUUCCAUCGAUCAAUACAGUCUCAUUCAAGGGCUGGUGACCUCUCAGGGCAUGGGUACUGUCCUGGCAGUGGAGAGUCUGUCGUAUGAAGAUGCGGGGGCGUACACUUGUGAGGUGGUGGAGAGAGGAGGGAGUGUGUUGUCAUGUGACUGUGACGGAUUUCCGACUUCUGCAACUGUUGAGCUCAUACUGCAAGUGUAUGUGCAGGCCUUUGUGGAGGAGGUAGUGGUCACCGUGGGAACAACCGCUUUUCUUCACUGUGAAAUGAGUGGCUACAUUCACCCUGACGAAGACCUCUUAUGGUACAAAGAUCAGAUGGUCAUUCACAACAGAGAUCGAUUUUUCAUAUCUUACUCAAAUGGAACUGCUGGCUCGGCACAAAAUGGAGGUCCAAAAACGGUGGCUAGUCGGGUAUCUAUGCUGGAGAUUUCCUCUUCUGUUUUGGCUGAUGCUGGUGAAUAUGUAUGCAGAGUUCGAAACAAAGACGUGUCUGCAGUUGUCAGACUGUCUGUCGAGGAAGACACUACUACCAUUCAAACCACUGGAGAGCCAAUAGAUUCCACGGUGUUCCAAGAUGUUCAAACAACGACUCGUUCUUUGACAGAGAGACCUCCUCUCUUCACCACUGAUCCCGAGACUGCAGCAGCUGCCACCAUCUUACUGAACGAGUGUCAAGUGCAGCAGUCUCGAAUAGUUUCCAUAACAGUUUGGGUAACUUUCAUUGCUACCAUGUUGGUCUCCGUCUUAUUGACUGUUCUUGUGGUUUGUUUAUGGUUGAAACUAUGGCAACGGAAGCGAAUGAACAAGAUGACAUCUCUGGACAGUGUGAGUGAAGAGGUCAGGACGAUCGGAGUUACACCAGCUGUAAACGUUCGUGGGUGCGUACUGGACGGACUAAGUCUAGAGAGAAAGAUUUAACUUAUUUUAGUCAACUGAUCACAUUUUUUGUUGUAUGAUUUCUGCGCAUAAUUAUAGUUUUGUUGAUUGCUGUAAAUUUUGUCAUGAUUUAUUUACUGGG
This is a messenger RNA of Halichondria panicea, 1385 nucleotides long. RefSeq lists its product as uncharacterized. The transcript has 4 exons. Bases 140 to 1285 code for a protein of 381 amino acids. Gene Ontology annotation, biological process: homophilic cell-cell adhesion; axon guidance; dendrite self-avoidance. Gene Ontology annotation, molecular function: cell-cell adhesion mediator activity. The record is from RefSeq and is a predicted model, not a curated record. Gene Ontology annotation, cellular component: axon; plasma membrane. NCBI's taxonomy places the organism in Eukaryota, Metazoa, Porifera, Demospongiae, Suberitida, Halichondriidae.